AUGGCCGGCGACCACAAGUCCCCUCUCCACAGUGUCCAGUCUGCCAAUCCACUUUUACCCGACCACAGCAUGUCGCCCGACAUAUGCGUUCCCACACCGGGGAUCGCCCUUACAAAUGCCAACACUGCGGCGAUCAAUUCGCACGAAGACCUUUCACUCGUCAACAGCGACCUGCUCUCGAGACACAUCAACAAGUGCCAUGCCUCCGAAAAGCCCCCAACAACCACUGCACCUUCCAGAAGGAAGGGCACCGCCGCCGCUUCUAGAGCAACAACAUCUAAGCAGGCCUGUGAUCACCUAUCUUCCUUACCGUUCACCGCUCAUCAGCAAAAUGCGUUCAACGAAAAUGCCGAUGCACGCGGUCGUCACGCAAUCUCCCUCGGCGCGCCCCGACUUCCCGACGACUUCCUCCUCGCCCCGCCUCCGGGGACGAUGCCUAUGGGUUCCAUGUAUGCUGCCCCUCAUCAGUACUCCAUGGCCAACUCCUCCACCGUCUACCCUCACGACUUCACCUCGCUUCCGCCCCUCGCCUCUGCACUUGCCCCUUCAGAGAGCUCCAUCCCUGGAAUGCUCCAAGCCCAUCGGGAGGCCAUGGAGAGCCCAGAUGCUAUGGCGCGUAUGCGCGCACAAGCUGAGCUGCUUGGUCGGGCUGGUGUUAUGCCCAACGGUACCCUCACCCUUGCCCAUCCCGCCCCCAUCGCUGACUCGAGUGCUGCUCUCCCAGGCCUCUACGCCGCAGCGGCGAGUGCCCAGGGAAACCACUACGACAACAGAUACGAUCUACCCCAGACCACCCAAUGGGAUGGUCCACGUCAGUACAUCCAGACGAAGGAUUUUGAGGCGCCGUACGGCCCACGCAGUCAGAGUCACCCCACGGUCUCAUCGUACUCUGCGGCGGGUGCUGCCGGCGGCGAGCCCUCCCUGCAAACGCACCCGCCGACGACCGCAACGUCCUCGUCUUACGAUGGGGCUGCACCGGCAUACCAUAAUAGCGGACUGCCGCCAGCCGCGCAGUUGCACCAACCUCAGCAUCACCACUCACGUUCUGAUGACUUGAGCUCUGAGGGCGACUUCAACAGUGACGCCGGUAGUUCUGGCACCGGUCCUAGCCAUUCCAUCCCUAGCAGCGCAAACUCGAGCGCCGUCCACCUCCCUCUGCCUGGCUUCAACAAUCUCCGUACUCGCGCGGAUGGCGGUGGCAGGGAUCGCUUCCAAGCUCCAAACCCUAAUGCGCCCGAGGGCGAGGGUGGUUUCUCCUCGGCGUUUGGCUUGAUGAGCCUUGACGACCCCAACGUUCUCGCCGGCAUCGCGAGCGACGGUCAGCCAUUCUUCUCUGGUCUUAGCUUCACUGGCGGAAAGUCUGGUGGCAACAACACCAGUGGGCUAUCGCUCGCGACUCCGACACAGCAUGACCUGCUUGCACAAUUGAAGAGCGCGGGUGGCCGCGAAGGAAUGGACAACAAGGAGAUGCAAGAUUUCUGGAAGAUGUAUCUUCGAACGCCUCUAACGGGUCCUAAUUCCUCCGGGAACCACGGCAUGAUGUUCCCUCUCCAGACACCGACCGGGCCCGGCCUACAGCUUGGUCAGAAUGUAGGCCAGGGUUCCGGCAGGCCGAGCCAGUCUCGGAGGCAUUCGCGCGUUGCGAGUUUGCCCAGCAUGAAGACACCGCCAUUGUUCGCGGAGGAGCGCCUUGGAGGCAACGGAUAUGGUCCGCGACCUUCGACCGGCGACUACGACUCGCACGCGAACCAGCAAGGACAAAGCCAGCAGGGUGGCCCCCAGGGCGGAUACAACUCAACCAUCCGAACGACCCUUUACGAUGGCGACGAUCUCAAGAGCUACGAGCGAGCAGUCCUCGCGCGCAAGGCGCCGAUGACCCUCAACCUCGUGCCGAAGCGCAAGGGCUCCAUCGCUCAUCCCGGAGCUCCGGCAUCGGAUGGUCCGAACUCCACGAUGGGCAAGAGCAAGAGCAUGAGCCCGGUCGUGCCCCACGCAGGGUUCCCGAGCGGCCUGCAGGGCAGCACUGGGGGCAGCAAGAUCGCGGACAUUCUGAACCGGCCGCAAAGCAGUUCCAGUACGGGAACGAACGAGAGCGGCGGGUCCGGGAUGUCGGUUCCCGCCAGCAAUGCGAGCAUCGCGAGCCAGGCAAGCUCGUCUCUCGCGUACGCGUUUGGUGGUGAGGGGUCCGCUGACGGUCAAUCGCAGUCGCAGUCGUCGUAUCAGCCUGCACCACCGCAGCCGAACGAUUACGCUGCGGCGACGCAUCGGGAGUCCGGGCAGGGUGCCGGGAAGAGGGAAAGCUUCCGAGUCAAUGCCGUCGCGAGCUCUGCUUCGGGACAACAGGUCGCCGCGCACAAGAUUCCUGUUUCUCAUACCUCGAUCAUGUUGCCGACCUUCGUGGCCACCGCGAAGAGAAGACGGUACCCUGAGCUUGACUGA
This is a messenger RNA of Dichomitus squalens LYAD-421 SS1, 2439 nucleotides long. RefSeq lists its product as uncharacterized. NCBI's taxonomy places the organism in Eukaryota, Fungi, Basidiomycota, Agaricomycetes, Polyporales, Polyporaceae. The transcript has 7 exons. Bases 1 to 2439 code for a protein of 812 amino acids. The record is from RefSeq and is a predicted model, not a curated record.